UUGAUAAUAGCUUGCCAUUGCAUGAUUGUGAAUAUGUCGCUCAUAAAAAAUUCAACCAUCAAUUGGUCUAUUCUUAUCACCAGGCAGACACUUGAUGAAUGUGAGUAGCCUAGUAGUCAUAGGCUAUAGCCGUUCAAGCCAUGGAGGAAAUGCACACUGUUAACGCCAAAUAAAGGACUCCCGGCACUCCCACGCGCUCACUCUCCCUCUGCUGUUCAUUGGUUCACUCAGCAUCAUCAGCACCAAGGAAGCUGAACAGCGCCAGACGAUGCAUCGCCUUGGGAGAGAAGAGUAGACAAGACAGCAUCCUUAAUGUGUCUAUACGGGGAUUUUAUCAAGCCAUGCAGCAACAAUCCGAUACACUGAUUGUCGGAUUGGAUAUAACUGUUGUCUAUGAUUUCUAGGUUCUUGAACCAUUGUUUUUCACCCGCUGAUUUAUCGAAGCGCGAGUCUGUUGUUCAGCCAAUUCUGCAGAGGAAGCGUUGAAAAAAAAUGGGGGAUCUCUGCAUUGACCGUGUUUUAUCCUUCGUUUUACACUCAUGGUGAGGAAUGCCUGGUGGUCUAGAUUGUCAUCGCUCGGAUCAAGUGCGCCUCGUGAGCCGCAUCAUCAUGCAUCACGACAACCACCCGACUGGGCCAUUGACACGAUGCCUCUGAGUGUGCCGCUCUCCCCCGGCUUGUGACAUGACAGCCCGGGGAAGAAAGAAGAGGAUCAAACGGCACAGACCUGCAAGAGGACGUAUGGAUUUGAAUCAUUUUGAGGGGCUGGAGCCCACGGAAGCCCGGACUGCAAGAGAGGGCAGUGCCACGCAGACACGGAUAGGCUACACCUGCAAUCCGAGGCGUAGAGAGGAUCCAAUACCACCAAUUGCUGUUAUUUAAUUAAUCUGCUCCCCUAUCCUAAGAUUUGACCACCUAUCUGUUUUAUUUUUGUGCAUAAAUGUAAAUGGUACUGAUUGCCUUUUUGGAUGCAUACAAUGCAUUGACUAAUGUGACAUAUUAAGCAUAUUGUUUGUAAGUCGAUAGGACGUGACAGUGUUAUCAUCCUGUCUGUUCCAACUGACUAGAACCCUAACCUCAUCAUGGGCUGCAUACAGAGCAUCGCCUGUAAGUCGCGCAUCAAACGCGAAAACAUAGUGGUCUAUGACGUUUCCGCAACUAUCGAUCACUCCCCAACAAUCAUUGAGGAGAACUCUCCUAUAGUGUUGCGCUACAAGACGGCCUAUUUCAAGGCCUCUGCACGGAUAGUGAUGCCCCCUAUUCCCCGUAAUGAGACUUGGGUGGUGGGUUGGAUCCAGGCAUGCACACAGAUGGAAUUCUACAACACCUACAAUGACAUUGGCAUGUCUAGCUGGGAGCUACCAGAGCUGCGUGAGGGUCUUGUGAGGGCCAUCAGUGACUCAGACGGGGUGAGCUACCCCUGGUACGGCAACACCACCGAGACGGUCACCCUGGCGGGGCCCACCUCCAAGCCCUUGCGCUUCACCGUCAGCAUGAACGAUAACUUCUACCCCAGUGUGACCUGGGCCGUGCCCAUCAGCGACAGCAACCUGCCCCUGCUCACCCGCAUUAAGAGGGACCAGAGCUUCACCACCUGGCUGGUGGCCCUCAACACAGCCACGCGGGAGAAGAUCCUGCUGCAGACGGUCAAGUGGCGCAUGAGGGUGGACAUCCUGGUGGACCCCUCCAUGCCCCUUGGCUCCAGAGCCACCCUGACGGGCCAGACACACCAGGAGCAGCCCCGCAUCCUAACCCACAUGGAGCCCAUCCCCCCCAACGCCCUGGGGAGGCCCAAUGCCAACGACGCCCAGGUGCUGAUGUGGAGGCCCAGGAAGGGCCAACCCAUGGUGGUCAUCCCUCCUAAGUAGCAGAGAGAGGGAAGGGAGGUGUAACUAGGGCCCAGACAUCCUGCCAUGAUGAGAUCAAUAUGGACAGAGACUUGGGGGACAGCUGCCUUAAAUCCCCACCACUGCCUUUGAGUAGGAAAAGAGGACUGCUGCCUGGACCAGGGCCUAAAUACAGACCAGACCCACAGAGGGACCUCUGCCUUAAUAACAUCCUCUGUCCUGGAGAAGCAGAGAGGACUAGUCCUUUGUGAGUGUUUCAGGCCCAGCAGGGCUCAGAGUAGGCUACACUCUAGGGGAGCAGCCUGUAGCCUACUGCACACCAUGCUGCCUCACCGAGAUGAGAGCAGCCAUCUUUAAUCACAGACUGUUCUGGGUCUAUGACAGUGAUGUAGAGGAUUGUGUCUCAAAUGGCACCCCAUUACCCUUUGGCUCUGGUUAAAGGUAAUGCACAAUGUGGAGAAUGGGUGGCCAUUUGAGACUAACCCAGGUGUGAGAGGCCCAGCAGUACAUGUAUGUGGUCUUAUGGGUAUAAUACAGGUGAGAUUGGGGAGUAUAAUGUAUUUUAUAUGUAAGAACAAAGAUUGUAGUACAUUUAAAUGCAGCCUUCAUGCUCAGUACAGUUACAGACAAGGAUGAAUGUGUUACUGGGAGAAGGGGAAAACAGGCUCUCUAUAGCCACCUACAGAUUGGCCAAUGAGAACAGCAGUGUGGGCCAGGCCAGGUAUGAUGUACAGAGAGGAGACAGAGUCUGAGAAUGUAACAAAAUGAACUCCCCGUGCUGCUCAUUACUGAGGUGCAAACCAUACUAGCCUUUACACUGAUACACACACCCUCUGUGACUACACACGCAUGCACACACACACAUCCCCUCUGUGACUACACCCAAGCCAUAAUUCUAUGAGGGACAAGUGGGUUGAAUAGGAUAUUACAAAUCAAUUGUUUAUAUUGAAGGUCAUAUCACAUACUGUGUAUGGUAGACACUGUAUGGUGACAAACGUCCAUUGAGAGCCAGUCAUUCACAGUGACAGAUGUGCCUGAGAACAGAAUGACUCGGACUGGAGGAUGUACAGAACUGUACAUUCAAUCAUAUGUACAGUGGGACAACGUAGGCAGGUAUUCCAAAGGGUUUCAUAAURGAUGGGUGGGAGAUUUAGCAUGCAAGCAUUGUUUUUAAUUCAAUAAAAUGAAGGUAAAACAUG
Salvelinus sp. IW2-2015 is the source of this 3046-nucleotide messenger RNA. It is a transcript of the gene fam78bb, whose product is annotated as family with sequence similarity 78 member Bb. The transcript is spliced from 2 exons. Bases 1083 to 1868 code for a protein of 261 amino acids. The record is from RefSeq and is a predicted model, not a curated record. Lineage: Eukaryota; Metazoa; Chordata; Actinopteri; Salmoniformes; Salmonidae.